AUGAAGGAGAAGGAUGAAGAAAUAGAGGAGAAGGAUAGACAGAUGUGGGAGAAGGAUAGACAGAUGAGGGAGAAGUAUGGACAGAUAUGGGAGAAGGAUAGACAGAUAGAGGAGAAGGAUAGACAGAUGAAGGAGAAAGAUAGACAGAUAGAGGAGAAGGAUGAAGAGAUAGAGGAGAAGGAUAGACAGAUGUGGGAGAAGAAUAGACAGAUAGAGGAGAAGAAUAGACAGAUGAAGGAGAAGGAUGUACAGAUAUGGGAGAAGGAUAGACAGAUGAGGGAGAAGGAUGGACAGAUAUGGGAGAAGGAUACACAGAUAUGGGAGAAGGAUGGACAGAUAGAGGAGAAGGAUAGACAGAUGAAGGAGAAGGAUGAAGAGAUAGAGGAGAAGGAUAGACAAAUAGAGGAGAAGGAUAGACAAAUAGAGGAGAAGGAUAGACAGAUACAGAUAGAGGAGAAGGAUGAAAAGAUACAGGAGAAGGAUAGACAGAUAGAGGAGAAGGAUAGACAGAUGAGGGAGAAGGAUGGACAGAUAGAGGAGAAGGAUGAAAAGAUAGAGGAGAAGGAUAGACAGAUAGAGGAGAAGGAUAGACAGAUAGAGGAGAAGGGUAGACAGAUAUGGGAGAAGGAUAGACAGAUAUGGGAGAAGGAUAGACAGAGGAGGGAGAAAGAUACACAGAUAUGGGAGAAGGAUGGACAGAUGAGGGAGAAGGAUGGACAGAUAGAGGAGAAGGAUAGACAGAUAGAGGAGAAGGAUAGACAGAUAGAGGAGAAGGAUAGACAGAUGAAGGAGAAGGAUGAAGAGAUAGAGGAGAAGGAUAGACAAAUAGAGGAGAAAGAUAGACAGAUAGAGGAGAAGGAUAGACAGAUGUGGGAGAAGGAUACACAGAUAUGGGAGAAGGAUGGACAGAUAGAGGAGAAGGAUGAAGAGAUAGAGGAGAAGGAUAAAGAGAUAGAGGAGAAGGAUAGACAGAUAGAGGAGAAGGAUAGACAGAUAGAGGAGAAAGACAGACAGAGACAGAUGGAAUAUUAGGCUAGACAAAUGGAAUAUUAGGCUAGACAAAUGGAAGAGAAGGAUAGACAGAUGGAAGAAAAGAAUGGACAGAUUGAUAGUCUAAGACAAAUGUUUAUGAAGGGCAGUGAAGCUCACUUAUUGUUCAGUAGAUGAAUGGAAGAGUCAACUAGCUCAAGAGGCUGGUUGAGGGAAUGUAAAGAGUGCAAAGCUGUCAUCAAUCAUCUCCUCUUUGGCCAUUUGCCUCACCGGAGUACUAAUCACUAGCAUGAGAAUGAUGGCAGCGAUACACCCCACGCACACCAGAUACUGAUUCACCUGAUUACACACAGCGAUACACCCCACACACACCAGAUACUGAUUCACCUGAUUACACACAGCGAUACACCCCACACACACCAGAUACUG
Molecule: messenger RNA, 1419 nt
Organism: Esox lucius (northern pike)
Lineage: Eukaryota; Metazoa; Chordata; Actinopteri; Esociformes; Esocidae
Product: golgin subfamily A member 6-like protein 6
Exons: 2
Coding region: 1-1032 (343 amino acids)
Cellular component (GO): type III intermediate filament
Source: RefSeq, a predicted model, not a curated record